Messenger RNA from Vidua macroura (Pin-tailed whydah), 3779 nucleotides. It is a transcript of the gene LDLRAD3, whose product is annotated as low density lipoprotein receptor class A domain containing 3. Lineage: Eukaryota; Metazoa; Chordata; Aves; Passeriformes; Viduidae. The record is from RefSeq and is a predicted model, not a curated record. The coding region runs from base 52 to 1092 and encodes 346 amino acids. Gene Ontology annotation, molecular function: protein binding. The transcript has 6 exons. Gene Ontology annotation, biological process: receptor-mediated endocytosis. Gene Ontology annotation, cellular component: plasma membrane.
GUCGGACUGGCGGAGCAGCCCCGAAGUUUGCGGGGCGGCCGGUGCGGGGCCAUGUGGCUGCUGUGGCUGCUGCUGGGCUCGGCGGACAGCCAACUGUUGCCUGGGAAUAAUGUCACGAAUGAAUGCAACAUUCCUGGAAACUUCAUGUGCAGUAAUGGACGCUGUAUCCCAGGGGCCUGGCAGUGUGAUGGGCUGCCAGACUGCUUUGAUGACAGUGAUGAGAAGGAAUGCCCAAAAGCCAAAUCCAAAUGUGGUGCCACGUUCUUCCCCUGUGCCAGUGGGAUCCACUGCAUCAUUGGCCGCUUCUGGUGCAACGGCUUCGAGGAUUGUCCCGACGGCAGCGAUGAGGAGAACUGCACAGCAAAUCCCUUGCUUUGCUCUACUGCCCGAUUCCACUGUAAAAAUGGUCUUUGCAUUGAUAAAAGCUUUGUGUGCGACAGUCAAAAUAACUGCCAGGACAACAGUGAUGAAGAAAGCUGCGAAAGCCCUCAAGAGGCAGGCAGCGGCCAAGAUUACGUGACCUCCGAAAAUCAGCUGCUUUACUACCCGAGUAUUACCUACGCCAUCAUUGGCAGCUCUGUCAUUUUUGUCCUUGUGGUGGCCUUCCUUGCCUUGGUGCUGCACCACCAGCGCAAGCGCAACAAUCUGAUGACGCUGCCAGUGCAUCGCCUGCAGCACCCCGUGCUGCUGUCUCGCCUGGUGGUGCUUGACCACCCGCACCACUGCAGCAUCACCUACAACGUCAACAACGGCAUCCAGUACAUGGCCAGCCAGUGGCCAGUGGAGCUGGACUCCCCGCCAUCCUAUUCAGAGGCCGUGCUCGACCAAAGCAGACCACCUUGGUUUGACCUUCCUCCACCACCUUAUUGUUCUGAAUCGGAAUCCCCUAAUCAGCCAGACCUUCCUCCUUACCGCUCUCGCUCGGGAAGCUUAUCCAGCACAGACACCCCUGUGGCAGAAAGUCCUGUGGGUACAUCCAACAGCUGGACAAGAGAUGUCCAUGGCAGCAUGGAUGGGCACAGAACUCUGCUGGAGAGGACAGUAGAUCAGAGUGAUCCUCUGGUCAGCCACACUGCUGAAAGAGAAGUGUAACUGCUCCAGUAGUUGGGAUGGCCAGAAGGCAUUUACUUGUGUCUGUGUGGGUUAUUCUGCUGUGGUUAAUAGGUUUCAGGGGGACAUGUGCCUGAACAAUGACUUACUUUGAAUUCACACUGAGUUAAUAUUUGAAUUCAGCAUUUUGGGCUCAUCAAAGGCAGAGCAAGGAGAGAUAAACCUAGAGUCACAUCCACUCUCCACAGUAUUUCUGUGAGCAAGUUCUGGUUCAGACAAGUAAGGGAAGCAUCAGUGCUUUGUCAAAAGAACUCAUGUGGUGUAUUUAUUGGACUGCUUACUGUAUAUGAAUGUAUAUAUGUCUGUGUAUAAUAUUUACAGAAGUUGCACACGAGAGUUCUGCCAGAAGGACUCUUGUUUUCAGACUGCCUUCCACAUGGCAGACUGCCUUUCAACGUGGGAGCUAUUUCUUCUUCAGUCUGGUGCCAACUGGUGGUCACUGAAGCACAUGAGAGGCACUCAAGCUGCUUGGAGGUCUGGUGCCAAUGCCAACCUCCUGGCAGUGCCCAAAUUGCAUAAAAUCUCCUAUUUGACCCAUCUCUGUGUGGCCUGGAACAUUCUCACUGUGAAGGAGGCUUAAGCUUGUGAGGAUCCAACAACUCUUAACUAAGCAAGGUUUUUUUUUUUCCCAGAUGCCAGUAUCUAGGCCAAAUUUGCAUGGGUUGUCUCAGCAACACCACAAAGGUUGGCUUACCUGUCAAAUGUCAAGGCUGAGUACAGAGGCACCAAAGCUUCUCAAAACAACAGAGCAAGACUUUUCCUGUGUGGCAUAACAUUACUCCAUGUAUUCCCUUUUAAAAAAAACCCCACAACUAAACAACAAAACAAACCCCCAAAUUGUUCCAGCAAAAUUUUCAGCACCAAAACUGCUCUGAGGCAAACACCCAGCACAGAAAGCUUUAAUGUCAGUGAGUAGUUGUUAUAUUUAUAAAAUACCUGAAAGCAGGUCAUGCAGUGAAAGGUGUGGGCUUGGCAUCCCAUCUGCAGCGUAUGUGUGUACAUGCAUGGAUACACGUGUAAUAUUGUGUGUAGGUAUGUACAUAGUGUAUCACUUGGGUUUAGUUCUACUACACCACAAGAACUCUAAUGUCAAAGUUUUGGUUUUGAUAAACUCAUUGGUUUUCACAGAGUUUGUAUUAUUCACAUUCAUUUGGUUGAAAUUCUAGCUUCUGCAGCAGAAUUAUUUAUGUCUGUUCUGUCAUAAGUCUUGUAAUGGUCUCCUGUCAAAUGUGUUUCAGUGCACCUUGUUGAAUCACCAUGUGAAAGCACCUCUGAGGUUAAAGGUAUUUAGAGAGGCAAGAGGGAAGAAGCUGUGAAUUUAAAUGCCACUGCAGUGCUGUACUUGUGCUCAGUAUACAGAAAAGUGCAGUGUCUUCCUCUUGUCUGGGGGGAAAUUUGAAAAAUUAUUUAUGUUUGUCUAUCCCACAUUUCCCACUCUUUCUAUGUGAAAAGGAAGAGUGUCAUUAAACAGACCUUUCUGUUUAAAGGAAGGGAAGGAAGCUGACUGCCCACACCUUCUGCUUUCUUCCUCCCCAUCUUUGUAAGGUUGAGUCUUUUGCCCAAAGGUUACAUGCUCAGAGCCCAAGAAUUUGGAGUGCAAGUAAGGCAACAACUCAAAAUCAGUCUCAGUUCUCAUAAAUACACCUGAAUUUUUAGGGAAGGGGUUAGGGUGUUGUUGUUUUUUGGGUUUUUUUUUUUUCCAUUUCCAGCUUUGGAGUCUGUUGCCACAAUAUGCAAGAGGCACAGAUCAGAGAGAUUUACAAGCGCAGGUCAUUCCAGGACUGAGGACAUGGUGGGGAAUCCUGGAGAAUUCUAAUGCUGAUGGGCUAGGCUGACUUUGGAAGCAGAUUAAGGGCAGCUUUCAUUACAGGCUUAGGCAGCCUGUGGUGAAGUGCAUUGGUCAAGAUGCUCCUAGGUCCUUGCAAAGUAAUGUACAGGAGUGGCUCAGAUUUCAUCCUUGCUGAGAACUCAAGCAAUGUAAUUAUGCUGUCCUGCACAAAGCAGGAUUUAGCUUUAUUAGUGACUGACCAAGGUCAUAGGCAGACUGUUGUCUUUGCACAGAGCAGACAGCUAUUCUUUAUUUUACAGGUAGAUCAGGCUCAGGUAUGUGACUGAGUUAAUAGUACAGGUGGGUGCAGGGACAUCUCCUGUGAUCACUGGACCCUGCUGUCUCUCUUGCCUUUCAAUAAGGUUCUGCUUGGCCUCUGUAAAAGAGCUGUGUUAUGCUGUAUGAGAAUUAACCUUACUGGUUUUCUGUUGCAGUUUUAGAAACUUUGUAUUAGUCUUGAAAACACACCAUUGAAGAGUUUGCAGUAGUUUCAUUGUAAUUAGGUAUCUUUUUAAUUUUAAAGUUACCUAAAGCUGUAUUAGUGAAACUAAAUCUUUGUGUCCACUACCCCUCAAACAAGCCUUCCACGGGGGAUUGCAUUUCACCAUGUGUAUUCUAAGACACCAGAGGGUGUGCAGCCCAAAUACCGUGUGCCUAUGGCAUCUGAAAAAUGUUGCCUCACAUUACUAAGAUAUAGGAAAAUAGUAAAUAUAGCCUGUUUCUUCUGUUUUCUGUGUCAGUCACUGUCAUAUAUGUACAUACAUAUAUUAAAUACUCUUUCAGGAUGUAUAUAUUCAUGUAACUUUUGCAUUAAGAUAAUCCAUUUGGACUUUAACAAAAA